UGUGAUGGGGAUCCCCUGUAACGUGAUCAAACCCAAAGAGGUUUCCAAGCUCCACCCCCUGGUGAAUAUUCAUGACCUGGUGGGGGCGCUCCACCUGCCGGGGGAUGCCGUGGUGUCACCGCCUGACGUCAACCACGCCCUCGCCACGGCGGCAGCCGGACACGGAGUCCAGAUCCACGAGCGCACCACAGUUAACCAUGUGAUGAUGGAGAAGGGACACGUGACGGCGGUGGAGACAGACAGAGGAGCCAUCGAGUGUGAAUACUUUGUCAACUGUGCAGGACAGUGGGCGUAUGAGCUGGGCCAGGCCAGUGAGACCAAGGUUUCUGUUCCUCUACAUGGAUGUGAACACUUCUACCUGCUGUCCAAACCUCUAGCAGAGCCUCUACAGCCCAGAACCCCAGUGGUGAUAGAUAUGGACGGGAGGAUCUAUGUGAGAGCUUGGCAGGGAGGGGUCCUGUCCGGAGGAUUUGAGAAGAAUCCUAAACCCAUCUUCACCGAGGGACGGAACCAGCUGGAGAUUCAGAACAUGCAGGAGGACUGGGACCACUUCG
Salvelinus namaycush (lake trout) is the source of this 554-nucleotide messenger RNA. RefSeq names its product pyruvate dehydrogenase phosphatase regulatory subunit, mitochondrial-like. The record is from RefSeq and is a predicted model, not a curated record. The annotation marks the transcript as partial. Gene Ontology annotation, cellular component: mitochondrion; cytoplasm; mitochondrial matrix. The transcript has 4 exons. Lineage: Eukaryota; Metazoa; Chordata; Actinopteri; Salmoniformes; Salmonidae. Gene Ontology annotation, molecular function: oxidoreductase activity.